Coffea eugenioides is the source of this 1354-nucleotide messenger RNA. RefSeq names its product nuclear transcription factor Y subunit B-1-like. The coding region runs from base 235 to 711 and encodes 158 amino acids. The record is from RefSeq and is a predicted model, not a curated record. Gene Ontology annotation, biological process: regulation of transcription by RNA polymerase II. Gene Ontology annotation, molecular function: DNA-binding transcription activator activity, RNA polymerase II-specific; protein heterodimerization activity; RNA polymerase II cis-regulatory region sequence-specific DNA binding. Lineage: Eukaryota; Viridiplantae; Streptophyta; Magnoliopsida; Gentianales; Rubiaceae. Gene Ontology annotation, cellular component: CCAAT-binding factor complex; nucleus. The transcript is spliced from 6 exons.
UUUAACACACCAUCUCGAAAUCAGAAGCAGCUUAGGCAGGCUCCUGUUUCAGCUCUCCCCUCUUCUCCAUCGUCCGAUUACCCCUUCCCUUCCUCUCACCAAAAUCAACUCUAAACCAUCAUCUCCAUCAACCAAUCCCCAUCUCUCGCGCCAAAUACGAACUUCUCCCAAACCCCCGCCACCCCAUCGACCUCUCUUUCAACCCCCUGGGCAAGGGCUAGGGUUUUAGUGGAGAUGGCUGAAGCUCCUCCUGUGAGUCCUGGUGGUGGCGGCGUUGAGAGCGGGGGCGAGCAGAGCCCUCAGUCGAACGUUCGGGAGCAGGACCGUUUUCUCCCGAUUGCCAACAUUGGACGCAUAAUGAAGAAGGCCUUGCCUGCUAACGGCAAGAUUGCAAAGGAUGCUAAGGAUACUGUUCAGGAAUGCGUGUCCGAAUUCAUCAGCUUCAUCACAAGCGAAGCAAGUGACAAGUGUCAGAAAGAGAAAAGGAAAACCAUAAAUGGUGAUGAUCUGCUUUGGGCAAUGGCAACUUUAGGGUUUGAGGAUUACAUAGAACCACUGAAAGCAUAUCUGGCUCGAUACAGGGAGUUAGAGGGUGACACCAGGGUACCUGCUAGGGGUGGAGAUGGAGUUUCUAAUACAGUUGGAACUCAGAUGGGCUCUAAUGCCGAGCUCUCUUACACACAUGUGGGUUAUGCAAAUUCUCAAGUUUAAGAUGUUGGUGAGUUUUCUCUUUUGCGAAGUGGUUGUUUUUCGUGUAUUACAUUUCUAUAUCUUUUACAAAGCUACAGAUGACUGAAAAUAGGAUCUGCCUUCUUUUGAAGUCUGAAGGUUUAAAUUGUAUGCUGUUUGGUUUCAUUCCGCCUUGUUUCUUUUACCAGUGUCAGUUUGGACCUUUGCCCUUGUGGAUCAACUAUUAUGUGUUCAAAUCCAAAGUUUUUUUUUUCCAUGGAUUCUGUCUUCAGUCUAUUCAGCUUGUGUUGUUACAUCUUUAAUGCAAGAUUUAAUUAGAUGUAAAGGCGUGCAUUUGGAAGGUAUAGCUAAUUUGGUUGAGACAAGUUAGAUUCACCUUCUUAUUUAGCAAUAGUGGAUUACCGAGGAAAAGUGUAAAUGUUUAUCUUGAACGAGUGGACAAAUUAAUUAGCUUCCGUGGUUUUUCGUCUCAGAUAAGGUCAGUGUUGAAACAAAGAGUAAUUGUUUAUGCUUUUUAGGUGGCUUCUUGAUUCAAAAAAGUAUUUAGUUUCUCUAUUUUGCUAGUCACUUCUUGAAAGUUUCUCUAUCCUAGUAUUUCUGCAUUUUUCAUUUCACUGACUAGGCUUCUCCAAGCAGCAUUUGAUGCUCUUUAGAAAACCAUCUA